GUGGACUACUCACGUGAUCCAUCUACGAGUAGCGCUUUUCCCGGUUGCUAGCUUGAUCAUUCCCAUGGACUGUAAAAAAGAAUUACUGUUAUAAUUUGUCCUGUUGAUGUCGACUAACGGAAUGGGCGCACGUCUGCAAGGAGAAGAGAACUUCCAUCGGUGCUGUCAGGCCUUCCUGAAGCUCUCGGAUCAGUUAAGAGACGGCUGGACUUGGGAGUCGGUCAAGAGUUCAAAUGAGGGCUACCUGAGAAAAACUUCUCUCAGGUCAGUCUCGGUCCAUUCUGGAGCUAGCUGGAUUCCCGCUGCUGAUGAGGAAACCAAUGAGGACUUUGAUCACCAUUGUCAUGAAGAUGCUGUUAGCAGUCAAGUCAUCCAGUAUGAAUAUCACAUCCUGUACUCCUGCAGCUAUAUGAACCCAGUGCUCUAUUUCAGAGCCUUCACUCUCGAGGGGAGGAGUCUUUCUUUAGACCAAGUGUGUCGUUCCGUCCAUCCGCACUUCAGGUUGCGACUACAGCAAAGUCCAUUGACGACCAUCACGCAGCAGGAGCAUCCACUCCUAGGUCAGCCUUUCUUCAUGCUCCAUCCCUGUAGAACUGAGGAAUUUAUGAAACCGGUUGUGCAAAUAGAAAAAGAGCAACACAGUCAAGUGAACUACAUUUUGACAUGGCUCAGCUCGGUCGGCCCUCUGGUGGGUUUGGAUGUUUCCCUGAAGUAUCCCAUCCUGCAACGUCAGCUCUCUGAACCCGAAGAAUGUCCGGAGCCCUUUCCACCGUCGUGAAAGUGGAGGUCACCGAGCGCUGAUUUCACUGUGAUAUUGUGCGACAGUAGGGGACGCUAGAGACCAGUUAAAACUUGAAACUGCAGCAAGCAGUAAAGGUAAUGAGCAGUGGUGACCAACUGGGGGUGCUGUUUAUAAGGUUAAGCUUUACUAUUGUGCCACUGACAUGAUUGUUGUUACAGUAUUUAGUUUAGUUAGAAUGGGUUUUUCAAGCAAAGGCCCAGGUAGUAAAAAUCUUUUUUUUUAUAAUGGCAUUUCUUCUGCACAGCCCCAACCAUUUGACCAACUGUCACCGUUCAAAUAUCAAAAUGAACGGAAUUUUCACACGACGCGGGGAAAUUUUCGAAUGACCCCUCAAAAUUUUCUGUUCGCCCGUAAACAUAGGUUUGGGGGGAGGGGGGGGGGAAUAUAUAUGGAUAUAGACAUUUUUAUAUAUAUAUUAGAUAUAUAGAUAUAGAUAUUUGUAUGUAUAUCAAAAUGUAUCUAGUCCUCCAAUGUUUGCAACCCAUUUUUCAUUCAAGGGACAAUAUGGAAAUAAAUUUAACAAAACACAAUACUGUUUCUUACAUUUUAUAAAGUAAAAUAUAAAUGAAAAGUGGGGGAAAAAAGUUAUCAUGGAAGAUGGGCAUUUUCUUUCUUUUGUGUUCUUAGGCUGCAACAACUAAUCUGACACUUUCAGAGUUUAAGUGGAUACAGUAAUUGCUCUCUGGGGUUCUAAUACUGACUGUCAAUAAUAUCUUGCAGCAAUUAUUGGUGAAGGAGAUACUAGAAAAGUUUUUUUUUUUUUUUUAAACUACAAAGGUUUGUUUUUGUUUUUGUUUUUUACUAUGAACUUUAGCGCUGCAACGAUUACUUGAUUACCGUAUAGGCCCAAAUAUAAGACGGUGUUUUUUGCAUUGAAAUAAGAUUGAAAAAGAGGGGGUCGUCUUAUAUUCGCGGUCUAGACAUUAUACCCAUUCAAGACGCAAGACGAUGUUUUGUUAUGACAAGUCUCAGCUACUCUCCCCAUUCACGACGCUAGAUGGCGCCAGAUAUCAUUGAAGCAAUGUUCUGUCAGAUCCCAGCUACUCUCAAGUUUAACCAGUUUGCAUUAUUUUAUUGCCAUGGUUUUCCUUAUUCAGAUUUGUUUCAAGACUACAGUUGCAGUUAGACUUCACUUUGAUAGUUAAUGCAGUUAUUGCAAUUUUGUUGUUUUAUCACAAUAGAUUGUUUUUUUUUUUUACAUUUCAAAAACCAGAAGCCAUUCAUUUACGAAUGUGAUUGCACUUUAGUUUACAUAUUUAAAUGCUCAAAUAUAAAGAUUUGAAUUAGGCAAAAUAACAUGCUUUUUCUCUCAAAUAUAUUGUUAUAAUCAUUUUUUUCAGAUCUACUGUAAUUAUUUUCUGUAUAAAAAUUAAUUUGGUGUUCAGAAAGUAUUUUUUCAAACUUCAGUCUAGAAAAAGAGGUGGUCGUCAUACAAUCAGGGCCGUCUUAUAUUUGGGCCAAUAUUGUAAUUCGAGUAAUUCAAUUACAAAAAAGCUUCAAAUUAAAUUUUGCUGCUUCGAAUAUUUGUUUAAUAAAAGUGGCAUUGUAAUGGUUUGUUUUGAAAGUGUUUGCGUUUAUUUUUAUUUUUUUGGGUGGAUACACUACCCUCUAGUGGCAACAGUGAAUAUGACAUAACUCGUUUAACAUGGCUGAAUCCAGCUGCUCUCUGUUAAGACCAGCAUCAGGUAAGUUUUUGCUUGAGCUAAUAUGUUUUUAUUGCAUUUGCAAUUUAAUUUAUUGGUAUAUUUAGCCGUUUGUUUGUGGGAAUAUGUUUGAACCAUUUGUUAAUAUCACUAUUAAAACAAAAAACUAAAAAAACUUUAGCAUUUAAUAUCAUUUAAGCUAUCAGAUUUUGGAAUGCAAGUUAGCCAAUUGUUCUUUUGUUGUACUUAGAUCCUGAUUACCGUAAUUUUCGGACUAUAAGACGCUACUUUUUUCCUGCAUUUUAAAUCCUGCGGCCUAUAGUGCAGUGCGGUUUAUUAUUGAAUUAUUUGGGUUAGUAGGUAACACUUUAUUUGACAGCAGUGUCAUAAGACUGUCAUAAGACCA
Corythoichthys intestinalis (scribbled pipefish) is the source of this 2851-nucleotide messenger RNA. RefSeq names its product ATG10 autophagy related 10 homolog (S. cerevisiae) (gene atg10). Gene Ontology annotation, biological process: protein lipidation; protein modification by small protein conjugation; macroautophagy. Gene Ontology annotation, cellular component: intracellular anatomical structure. The coding region runs from base 107 to 778 and encodes 223 amino acids. The record is from RefSeq and is a predicted model, not a curated record. The transcript is spliced from 6 exons. Gene Ontology annotation, molecular function: Atg12 transferase activity. NCBI's taxonomy places the organism in Eukaryota, Metazoa, Chordata, Actinopteri, Syngnathiformes, Syngnathidae.